CAACCUUAUACUUUCUCCAUCUCUCUCAUGCGCGCAUGAUUGCGCUCCACACUCCUUCCAUGCUCCUAUUCACGCUCCUUUGUGCUCUCGUGGCGUCCACUGCCGCUACUGCCGCUGCCGCUCCGCCCGAGGCCAGCGACGUCCUCGAGGGCAAGCCCGAGGGGUACUGCAGCCCCUCGGGCCCCAUCGAGGCGACCAACUGCGCGUACGAGACAAUCGAGGGGCUCAACACCGAGCUCUUCCCCGCCGUGCAUGACCUCGUCUCCCACCCCUUCUUCAAGUACUACAAGAUCGACCUGUAUCGCGAGUGCCCGUUCUGGAAGGAUGACAGCGGAAUGUGCAUGAACCGCGCGUGUGCAGUGCAGGAGGCCGACGAGGCCGACAUACCGGAGAAGUGGCGCGCUCGCGCACUCUCCGAGGUGCACCUCCCGGACGCGCAGGAGGCUGAGGGCAUGUCGGGUUGCUACUUCCGCAACGACGACUUCUGCGCGACUGACGACGAUGCCAGUCCAGGCGGCCAGUAUGUGGAUCUCACCCUCAACCCCGAGCGAUACACGGGAUAUGCGGGCGGCAGCGCCCACGAUAUUUGGAAGGCCAUUUAUCAGGAGAACUGCUUCGGGCUGAGCGAGGCCAGCAUUGCCGACGCCAAGGCCGGGCGAGGGCGCAGCGUUGCGCCUCCCACUUUUGGAAUGGGUCCCAUGGGCGGCGAUAUGCAGCGCGCAGGACUUGCGCCCGCCGAGACGUGCGAGGAGAAGAAGCUCUACUAUCGCGUCAUCUCAGGCCUACACGCGUCGAUCGCUACGAGCAUCUGCGCAAACUGGCUCGACCGCGAGACGGGCACCUGGUAUCCAAACCUCGACUGCUUCAUCUGGCGCCUUGCCAAAUUCCCCGAACGCCUCGGCAACGUAUACUUCAACGCAGUCCUGCUGUUGCGCGCCGUUGCCCGCGCAGCGCCAUACUUCCACGCGUACGAUAUCGCCAUCACUCCUCCAUCCCUGCGGUUGAAGGAGCACACGGCCCGCGAAGUCGUAGACGACGCGACACGCGCAUCCUUCGAGAAGGUGUUGGCAUUGGCAGAGCGCGCCGACAUAGCCUCCAGCUUUGAGGAGCGCGCCUUCUUUACCGACCCCGACGCGCCAGUCGUCAUGGACCAGUUCAAGAGCCACUUCCGCAACGUCUCCCGUAUCAUGGACUGCGUCGGGUGCGACAAGUGCAGGAUGUGGGGCAAGCUGCAGGUAUCGGGGUUCGGCACUGCACUGAAGAUCCUGUUCGCACUGGACGAGAAGGACUUGAAUCCCAAGACCAACCCGGACCUCCUGCGGCGUACCGAGGUCGUUGCGCUCUUUAACACGCUUCACCGCGUCGCUGAGACGCUGCACUCGGUCGCGAGCUUCCGGGAAAUGUGGGCUGAACGGAUGGCGCAGGAAGCCGAGAUCGCGGCCGAGAAGGCCAAGCCGGCCGGCGACGACGUGGCGACGACAUCCCACUCGUGGCUGGGCUCGGGGCCGGGCGCGCUCGCCACGUCCGUCCUUGCCAUUCUCGAGGCGGUCCGGCGCAACUGCCGCGGAUGCGUGCGCGCCGUCGCGCGCUGGCUGGCGGGCACGCGCAAGACCGAGCUGUAGUACUAUCAUUCAUCAUGUUGCACUUUGUUUUAGUAUGG
Cutaneotrichosporon oleaginosum is the source of this 1660-nucleotide messenger RNA. RefSeq lists its product as uncharacterized. Gene Ontology annotation, biological process: protein folding in endoplasmic reticulum. NCBI's taxonomy places the organism in Eukaryota, Fungi, Basidiomycota, Tremellomycetes, Trichosporonales, Trichosporonaceae. Gene Ontology annotation, cellular component: endoplasmic reticulum; endoplasmic reticulum membrane. The record is from RefSeq and is a predicted model, not a curated record. Gene Ontology annotation, molecular function: FAD binding; protein-disulfide reductase activity; thiol oxidase activity.